Colletotrichum higginsianum IMI 349063 is the source of this 1230-nucleotide messenger RNA. RefSeq names its product Calcineurin-like phosphoesterase. Gene Ontology annotation, molecular function: hydrolase activity, acting on ester bonds. Gene Ontology annotation, cellular component: cytoplasm. The transcript has a single exon. The record is from RefSeq and is a predicted model, not a curated record. NCBI's taxonomy places the organism in Eukaryota, Fungi, Ascomycota, Sordariomycetes, Glomerellales, Glomerellaceae. Bases 1 to 1230 code for a protein of 409 amino acids.
AUGCCCACUUCCAAGCAGGCGCUCCAGCCGCGUCCGCCGCAGUCGUCGUUGCGGCUGUUCGAGCGGAUAUGCCAGCUCGUCUUCGUCUUCUCCAUCUCCUUCGCCGCCAUGUACAUCAUGAUCACCAAGAUCUCGCCGGGCAAGUGGCCGUUGACGGAGCCGUCGGUGAGCAAGCCGCGGCUCAGGGUGUCCUCCCAGCGCGACUACAUCAUCGCCGUCUUCUCGGACCUGCACUUUGGCGAGCAGGAGUUCGGCUGGGGCAUAGACCAGGACGUCAACUCGACGCGGGUCAUGCGGUCGGUCCUGAAGACGGAGCAGCCCGACCUGGUCGUGCUCAACGGCGACCUCAUCACGGGCGAGGACACGCACAAGGAGAACUCGACGGGCUACGUCGACCGGAUCGUGCAGCCGUUGGUCGAGACAGGCCAGCGCUGGGCGUCCGUCUACGGGAACCACGACUCCAAACACACCCUGGACCGCGCGCAGCUGUUCCGCGCGGAAAAGGGCUACGACCUCUGCUACACGACGUCCAUGGGCGGCGGCAAACUGCCGGGCAUCACAAACUACUACGUCCCUGUCUUCGAGGGAGACUCCAAGGACCCCAUGCUGCUCCUGUGGUUCUUUGACAGCCGGGGCGGCACUAGCUACCAGACGGAUUCCGAUAACAUGGACGACAUUCCAAACUGGGUCGCCCCCGAGACCGCCGCCUGGUUCACCGAGACGUACGACGAGCUCAAGGCGACGCACGGGCGCGUCAUUCCGAGCGUCGCCUUUGUCCACAUUCCGCCGCACGUGUUCCUGGAGGCCCAGCAGGCCAAACUGGACCCCGCCCUGUUCCCUGGCCUGAACGCCGACAGCCCGCUCGCCGUCCAGGGCGGCCAGGGCGAGGAGGACGCGCCCUUUGUCGAGGCGCUGCUCGAGGCCGAGGGCCUCCACAGCGUCUACGUCGGGCACGACCACGGCGACUCGUGGUGCUCGACGUGGCCCGGCCACGAAGCCGGGCUCGGCGCCGAUGCGCCGUUCCUCUGCUUCGCCAAGCACACGGGCUACGGCGGCUACGGCACGUGGAACCGCGGCGCCCGCGUCAUCAGGCUCUCCUUCGCCCAGGGCGACGACCCCGAAAUGUCGGUCGAGACGUGGGUCCGCAUGGAGGACGAGCAGGUCGUCACGCGCGUCUCCCUCAACGAGACGUACGGGCUGGACAAGUACCCUUCAAACGACGGGGAGUGA